Molecule: messenger RNA, 477 nt
Organism: Striga hermonthica
Lineage: Eukaryota; Viridiplantae; Streptophyta; Magnoliopsida; Lamiales; Orobanchaceae
Source: the annotation of a GenBank genome assembly
AUGGAAACGGAAAUAGAGGGGGCCGAGCAAAAAGCAGACGGGACAUCCAAGUUGGAUAACAGAAAGUGUAGACUCGAUAAAGAAAUCGGAGGUGAGAAAAAACCUGGCUCCGCCGCCGAAGAACAUCCCCGGCCAAAUUCAGAGGCGGAGAAGGUAAAAGAGGGGAUCGAGGCAGACGAUUUCAUCGCGAUCCUGAAGUAUUCUCCGAGUCCGUACAGGGAAUUCCGGCGGUCGAUGGCGGAGAUGGUGGAGGUGCGCCUGGGCGGCGGCGAGAAAGUGGAUUGGGAUUUUCUAGAGGAGCUUCUGUUUUGUUAUUUGGAUCUGAACAACGAAAAGAUUCACAGGAACGUGCUGCGGGCUUUUGUGGAUUUGCUCAUCGUCUUGCACGAGAACGAUUGGAGAUCACCGGAGUGGCAGCGUCGGCCAUGGGAAGGCGUCGGAGGUGGUGGUGGGAGGCUGUUGAAAGGGGAGAAGUAG